Molecule: messenger RNA, 2908 nt
Organism: Lates calcarifer (barramundi perch)
Lineage: Eukaryota; Metazoa; Chordata; Actinopteri; Centropomidae
Product: calphotin
Exons: 4
Coding region: 284-1600 (438 amino acids)
Source: RefSeq, a predicted model, not a curated record
GUGAGCAGGAGGCAGUCAAGGAACAUUCAGCCGUAGUGAGCCUGCACUGUAUGCUCACAACAGAUCGUUGUCUGGGGCAAGAGGGCAGCAGGCCAUGCAUGAACACACAAACAGAGAGAUAAUGGUGCCCAGCUACUCUUAGGAACUAAAGAGAGUUUAGCUGUCCAUGAUUUCACUGCUAGGCAGUCUACGUCGUUGCUAACAGAGAGCUUUGGAACUUUUGUUUGCUCCUUGAUAGGUUCCAAGUUUUUUGUUCAUCUCAAGCUUUUUUUUUAAAUCAAACAUGGGGUGCUCCUCGUCCAGCGCACAGACUGUUGAUCAGGAGAAAAGACCAGGUACAAAGCCAGAGGAGAGCAAUGGAGAUACAGUGGCAGUCAGAAACGGUAUCAUCGCAGAAGAUGCACAAACCAUCGAGGACCAGAUGCAGCUGCCGGUGCAGACUGCUCUACCAGAUGAUCUUCAACCAGGAACUGAUGAUGAGACAGAGGCUGUGGUAGUGGCCCUGGAGGCCCAGGAGGAUCUUGGCUCUGGAGAGGACCUUCUGGCUGCUCCUGAACCACAGCCAGAACCUGCUGCCCCUGAAGAGUCAGCUCCAGAGGCUCCAGCUGCUGCUCCGGCAGAAGUCUCCCCUGAACCUGAGGCUGCUGUAGCUGUGGUGGAGGAACUACCCCCUGUGGAGGAAGUUGCCCCCGUAGAAACUGUAGUGGCUAAGACCGUGCCUGAGGUCGAAGCCCUUGUUGAGGCUACAGAGAAGGCCCCUGCAGUGGAAUCUGUUGUAGCAGAGGCCCCUGUUGUUGUUGAGGAGGUUAGUGCUGUGGCAGCUGAGGCCUCUCCUGAAGUUGCCACCCCUGCUGUUGAACCUGUUGUAUCUGAGCCAGCAGAGGCCCCAGUGAUUGUGGAAGAGGCAGUAACCGUGGCCACUGAGGUCCCUGCAGAGGUGGCUGCUCCUGUGGAGGCAGAGGUUCCAACUGACAAUGUGGUACCAGAGACUACUUCAGAAACACCAGCUGAAUCCUCGGAACCAGGUGAAAUUUCAGCACCAGCACCAAGUGAGGCUGUGGCAGCAGGUGAAGCUGUAGCACCAGAUGUGGCCCCAGCACCAAGUGAACCCUCAGCGCCUGUAGAGGCUGCAGAGCCUGUAAUAAAUACUGAGAUUGCUGUGGCAACUAUUCCAGAGAUGCCUCCAUUAUCUCCAGUCACAACUGAGGCAAAAGCUGAGACUCAGCCUGCUGCUGCUGAAGAGGCCACAGAGCCUCCUGCCCCACCAGCAGAGGCACCCUGUCCCACAGAGGCUUCUGCUGCUCCAGCUCCAGAAGCUGAAUCUGUUGCUGCUGAGACCUCAGCAUCCACACCAGCCGCUUCAGAGACGCCUGCAGAAGUAGCCCCAGAAGCAUCACCAGCAGCUGCGACCUUAGAGUCCGCGGUGGACAAUGCGGUCCCAGCAGAGGCUCCUGUGGUUGAGCCCACCCCAGCAGAAUCUGAGGCACCCUCAGCACCAGCCCCUGCUGCUGACCCAGUCCCUGAAUCCUCACCUGAAGUGGCAUCUGCAACAGGAGCCACUCAGGAUACAGAGAGCGAGAAAACCAAAAAGGAGGACUGAGUUGGUGAAAGAAAUCUAUGAAAAAAACAAUGAAAACUCCUAAAACUACAAAUGCCAUGUGUACUGGAAGAAAAACACUACAACACUACAUUUACAGUAUUGUCUCAUCAUCUCUCACCAAACCAAAUUACACCAGAAACAUUAAUAUACAAGGUGCCUUAAUAACUUCUAGGAAAGAUCAGGAUUUUUCCUUCAUUUUUAAAUAUAAAUCUUUAUGAUGAGUUUUCCUACUGAGACCUGAGGUGCCUGGAGCCACACGUAGGCCUUUGUAUGCAAAGUGCUAUGAAAACACUUAAGACAGGUAACAUGAGACAAGACAGUGCAAUACUCUGCAAAACCUGUGAACUCUUGCUUUAGAGAUUGUUAACUCAUCAGUGACUAGAGUGGCAGUGUGCUGAAGAGUAGAGAGUGAUUCUUACAUCUUUGACUAUUUAAAGUAGCUGCUUCUGAGGAAUACAAGCCAAACACAACUGUGAAUAAAAUUAUGCAAAGAGAUUGAGGUGACACCCAACUGUGGAAGAACACUUAUCCAAAACUGAUUUUAAAAGUCCUUUUCACAGAUUGAUUUUUUUUUUUUUUUUUUUUUUUUUUUAUUCUGCCAUAAAUCCACAUUUUGUUUGGUGUUUACACAUUAUUUAAUUGCUGCCUUUGUAAUGAGGUUCAUUUAAUUAAUAGGAAUGACAGCACUAAGGAGUGUACAGUGUAAUACUGAUAAGCACUACUGUGAGUCAAAUCCAUAUUCUUUAAAAAAAAAUGACAAUAUCACUGUAUUGGUUUACAUCGAAAAAUCAUGUAUGAAAUAUGUGUUGUGCAAGGAAAUAAAAAUGCAUACAGGUGACUGGAUGCAUGUACAAAAGAUUAGUAAUGAAAUAAUGAAUCAUUGCCAGGUUGAUCUAAGUACUGAUAUGUCAUCCUGCUGUUUGAUGAAGCCAUUUCAUGGAGCUGUACUAUACCUACUCUUGCUGAAAAUGAAGCCAUUUCCAACUACAUUUAAAGGCCUGGCAACAUUUGUGCAAUAUGCACAUUGGUUUUGCUUUGAGUGCAUUACAUCUCCAUACACAGUAGGAGAACACCUAGUGGACAUGAUAUUUAAAUUCUCAUUAAUUCAAAGUCUUAGAAAAUAAUUUUAAUUGCUUAAGAUGUGGUGGACGCUACGGGGAGAAAAAUCUGUUUUAAUGUCUGAUAUCUUCUUUUCAUCUGUUUCUUUCUCUGUAAUAUAUUCAGUCUGUCUGAGCUUUGUCUGUGAUUCUGCUAACCUUUUAGUGUACAGAAUAAAGUUUUACUCACUAAUACAUGUGCUAACUAAAA